UCCAUCCCCGCCCGGGGAGUGGGGGGGCCGGGGAGAGCCGGCGCGGCGGGGACACGGAGCGCUGCCGUCCCACCCGGCGGCCACCAUGAGCACACGCAAAGCAGCCAUCGCUCUCCUGCUCCCCUUGGCCCUGCUGCUGGCAGCUGCGUCACAGCCGCUGGAAGGAGAAGCCCUGAAGGAGCAGCCGGACGCAGAGCCCCUGCGAUGCCCCAGUUUGUGCGCCUGCAGCUUUGAUGACUACAGUGAGGAGCUCAAUGUCUUCUGCAGUGCACGCAACCUCACGCACCUUCCAGAGGACAUCCCCACCAACGCCAAAGCCCUCUGGCUAGACGGCAACAAUUUCACCUUGCUGCCAGCCGCAGCAUUCAGGAACCUCUCCAGCCUUGACUUCCUCGACCUGCAAAGCAGUCAGCUGGCCGGCGUGGAGCAGCACGCCUUCCACGGGCUGAGGAGCCUCUACCACCUCCACCUGGAACGCAACCGGCUGAAGUACUUGGCGCCCCACACUUUCCUUCACACCCAAAACCUUGUGUCCCUGAGCCUCAACAACAACUUCUUCACCAAGGUGGAGGAAGGGCUGUUUGCUGGCCUCUCCAACCUGUGGUAUCUGAAUCUGGGCUGGAAUUCACUUGUGGUCUUGCCUGACAAGGUUUUCCACGAUUUACCCAACCUGAGGGAGCUGAUCCUGGCUGGAAACAAGCUCCCCUACCUGCAGCACCAGCUCUUCUGCAGCCUUACUGAGCUGAAGGAGCUGGAUCUGAGCGGGAACUCUCUCAAGGGAAUCAAGAUCAACAUCUUUGUCAAGCUGCAGAAGCUACAGAAGCUGUACUUGAACCACAACCAGAUCAAUGCCAUUGCACCUCGCGCGUUCGUGGGCAUGAAGUCCCUCCGGUGGCUGGAUCUCUCCCACAACCGUCUUGUCUCACUCUUUGAGGACACUUUUUUGGGUCUCCUAAGCCUGCAUGUCUUACGCUUAUCCACCAAUUCUAUCACCAGCCUGAGACCCAGGACUUUCAAAGACCUCCAGUUCCUGGAGGAGCUGCAGCUGGGACACAACAGGAUCAGAAACCUGGCAGAAAGGACUUUUGACGGGCUUCGCCAGCUGGAGGUCCUCACCCUGAACAACAACCAGAUACAAGAUAUCAGGGUUGGGGCCUUCCUGGGGCUGUACAACAUUGCAGUGAUGCACUUGUCUGCUAAUUGCAUCAAGGCUCUUCCCGACUACGUCUUUAAGGGUGUCACCAAGUUGCACAGCCUUCACUUGGAGCACAGCUGUCUCAGCAGGAUCAGAGCAAACACAUUCUCCAGCCUCUCCAGCCUGCGGAGGCUCUUCUUACAGCACAACACCAUCUCUGUGAUCGAAGACCAAAGCUUCGGUGAUCUGCAUGAGCUCCUGGAGCUGGAUCUGAAGCACAACAAGCUGAGCCACCUCUCACCCAAGCUCUUUGUGGGACUAAGCAACCUAGAGUAUCUUUUUCUCUCCUCCAACCAGCUCCUGGACAUCUCACAGGACACCUUCAGCCCACUCCAGGGCCUCUUCUGGCUCGAUCUCUCAAAUAACCAGCUGGAGACACUGGACAACACCGUCAUCUCCCCACUGUCAAACCUGCGGUAUCUCAGCCUGAGGAACAACUCCCUGGAAACCUUCUCAGUUGGUUUUCUGUGCUCUUCAUUCGCGCUGGAGCAGCUGUGGCUGGAGGGAAACAACUGGCACUGUAACUGCUCCCUGAAGGGCCUGCGGGACUUCUCCUUGCAGCACCCCGUGGUGGUCCCACGGUUCGUUCAGUCCGUCGUGGAGGGGGACGAUUCCCACGUCCCUGUGUACACUUACAACAACCUCACCUGCCUCCACCCCCCAAAUGUGACAGGCCUGGAUCUCCGCGACACCAGUGAGGACAACUUUGCUCACUGCUGACAACACAGCUCCGCUUUCUGGAGGACUUGCUGCUUUCCGUCGUGAGCAAUGGCGCACACCUAACCACAAGCUAGCAGUGUGCCCUGAACUGUCACCUUCCCUUUCUCGGUCCCUGGGACAGCAGUUACCUGGCACCUCGCUCCCCGGCCCGGCCCCACGCUGGGCUAACCAGGGCAGCAGCGCAAGCAACUGCACAAGGUUAGCCUGGCUUCUCUGCUGUCUUUAGCUGUCUUUCUCCAUUCUGGACUGAUAAAGGGAGCUGUAUAUGUGUAAUUUUAAACAGAACCAGCGCAGGGGUUGGCAUAAGUAACCGGGGGACACCACUUCUUGGGGCGAUGUGGGUAUGUCUGUUUGCUGGGGAAGGCAGGGAUGGGCAGGGGGAGACAGGCACCAGCUGCCCAAAUGGGCUCUGCUGCCUCCAAACCAAAAUAUCCGAGUUAUUUAAACACCAGCCCUCAGGUUAGCGCACUCGCUCCCCAGCCUGCCUGCCCACCCCAGUCAGGAAGCCCAAGCAUCCCUGAGCUUCUGGCAGCUGCUCGGGGGUGAGGGAAAGGCAUUUACCCACCGAGCAGAGCCCUCGCCACAGCGAGGGGCACCUCUGAGGCCUGGCAGGACCAUCCUGACUGGCAGAGAGGAAACUUGGCUCCAGCUCUCCUUUAUUAGAAUUACAAUGAAAUGAAGCAUCUUCCUGCCAUGAACCAACCCAGCAGAUGCCAGGUGCUGUGCAGCUUCCUCCAGGCUGGCAGGCCACACCGAGCCUUUCCCAACACCCUCGCGCUACGGUGGGGAAGGGCUGCAGGCUCCCCACAAACCACCCAGCCACGGCGCUGCUUUUGUAUGGCGCUAGCAAACAGCAGCCUGAUCCAGAAGUAGGACCCCAGGGGCACAAAGUCAGGAAUAGAGCUAAGAGCGUGACACCCCACCACACACCCAUCCAUGAAUC
Dromaius novaehollandiae (emu) is the source of this 2858-nucleotide messenger RNA. RefSeq names its product insulin like growth factor binding protein acid labile subunit (gene IGFALS). Lineage: Eukaryota; Metazoa; Chordata; Aves; Casuariiformes; Dromaiidae. The record is from RefSeq and is a predicted model, not a curated record. The coding region runs from base 86 to 1915 and encodes 609 amino acids. Gene Ontology annotation, molecular function: protein binding. The transcript is spliced from 2 exons.